Magallana angulata is the source of this 1690-nucleotide messenger RNA. RefSeq lists its product as uncharacterized. The record is from RefSeq and is a predicted model, not a curated record. Bases 1 to 951 code for a protein of 316 amino acids. NCBI's taxonomy places the organism in Eukaryota, Metazoa, Mollusca, Bivalvia, Ostreida, Ostreidae. The transcript is spliced from 2 exons.
AUGGGCACAACAACCGACUGUUCUAGAUCCUCCUUUACACUCACAGAACAAUCCUGUCACAUCCUCCCUGCUGAACUCAAUCCAUAUAUUAUAAAGUUUUCUAGAGACAAACCGAAAGAAGUUGCUGAACCAGAUCAUGACAUUAAACCUCAUAAUAUGAGGGGUCACAUUUCACAUUUGCAAUGGAGUAAGACAGAAGAUAUCUGGGCAAGCAAUGACCGUGGUAGACUUGGACUCUUUGAUUCUAGUGGUAAUAAUAAAAAGUGGAUAGAAACUUGUUCCACUUCUUCUGGACAUUUUACUCUAGCGACCGUCGAUAAGGAAGGAGAACAUAUUUAUUGGGGUCAUAAUGAAAAAAUGUUUGUUAAAAGAGACGGUAAGACUAAAUAUGAAAUAGAAACUGGAAAAUGUGAACCAAUAAGUAUAUUUUUCUCGGAUAAAGAGAAAUUAUUUUAUGUCGGAAAAGUUAUAGACAUUGAUGCAAAGAUAUCAAUUUAUAACAUGAAUUGGAAGAAAGAGGAUGACAUUCAUAGAAACGAAGCAGAAAAUAGAAAUUUUUUUCAGUAUCCUGCGUACUUGGUAAAAAACAUCAAUGGCGACCUGUGUGUUUCAGACAAUAAUAGGCGUGUUAUUGUUGUUGAUAACAAUAAGAAAUUGCGAUUUAAGUACAAAGGUUUUGACAAUAACGGAUUCACUCCUUACGGAAUAUGCACGGAUGGUGGGGGACAUAUUCUUAUUGUUGAUUCUAGUUCAAGGUGUAUUCAUAUUGUAAAUAGAGAAGGAACGUUUAUCCGUGGAAUAAAGAUGUCCGCACACUUGAGAGAACCAAGAGGACUCUGCAUAGACAACAGAGGGAAGUGCUAUGUAGGAACCUAUGGUGCAAUAUUUGUGUACAAUUUUUCCUCUGAUGACACACAAACAACAACAGCAAUAACAGCAUCAGAAAAGUAAAGUGAACUUAAUAGCAUAAAGAUUCAUAGCAACGGGGGUUGGGAGAAGGGGGCGCUUGCCCCAUCUCCAAUAUUUCGGAAACCGAUUUUUCCCCUUAAAAUUUACAUACAGAAAAAUCUUCUUCUUUUUAUCACGCAGCAUCAUAAUUCAUAGAGAAGUUUUAAAAUAUGGUUUAACUACCCUUUCUUCCUUUCACGGAUAAUGAUUUUGAGGAUAGCACAAGUUAGUGGUUUUAUUUUAGUCAAUAUGUUGGAAUAGGUCUGCCUAUAAAUUCAGGGUGUUCAUGAAUAUCUGGAGUCGACAAAUCAAAAACAGAAGAAAACCAAAUUAUCAGCACAACACACUAAAACUUUGACCUGAAAUAUUAACUGGUUUUUUUUUUGUUGCAUGUCAUUCUGUCUUAUUUAAUUUAAGGAAUAAGGAAUCAUAUGCAUUCUUUGAGUGUUACUAGUAUGAGGUGAACAAAUGACUUUAUGAUAGAUUUGUUCACACCCGACUGUAUUUGAUCACGUCGUUAUAUCCAAAGAAUGAUCCUUAUUACUGAUAUCUAUAUACUUUUCAACAAUUGUACGAAUAAAUAUUAGAUGAACUGUAUUGGUCUUUAAAUCGAUUCGUAGUGUUAUCACAGACAAAGACACUAGAGAAUAUACAUUGUAGAAAUAAGGAUAUAACACAGAGUGAUUAUACGUAUAAUUUCUUUCAUUUGUUAUGCAGUUAGUUUGAACUACAAAUAUUGUUU